Molecule: messenger RNA, 1317 nt
Organism: Plasmodium coatneyi
Lineage: Eukaryota; Apicomplexa; Aconoidasida; Haemosporida; Plasmodiidae
Exons: 3
Coding region: 1-1317 (438 amino acids)
Cellular component (GO): endoplasmic reticulum
Molecular function (GO): ubiquitin binding
Source: RefSeq, a predicted model, not a curated record
AUGGAGGAGCGGGUCAAGAUGUUCAUGGAGGUAACCAAUUUGUCGGACGAGGAGGAGGCAGAGUCCAUUCUGAAGACCUGCGAAGGAAAUCUAGAGGAAGCGAUAUCGACGUACUUGGGGCAGGUUGACUUUAAUGAACUGGACGAGGACCCCCCCGGAAACGCAUCCACGAGAAACCGCGGGAAGAGCCGCUACGCCACCAGAGCAGCGACAAACCAACCAACGGAAAGAAAUGAGAUGUGCCAACGGAACGAAGAAAAAAUAGAGAGAGCCAAUUUGUUUAACCUAUUAAACCAUCUGGGGUCGUUGAUAUUCCCCAUUGUAAAAAGCGUGUAUAGCCUUUUGUCUGCUUGCCUCAAAUUGGUGAGCACAUAUAUCGUUAAUUCUCCAGAGAACGGAACGUUUGCAGCAUACUACGAGGAAAGGUUCGGGAAGAGACAUGUUAAUUUUUUCAAAGGGAGUCUAAGUGAAGCCAUAAAGGUGUCGAAGCAGGAGGAGAAAUUACUGCUCGUGUAUCUACACAUAGAAAAUAACGAUAGCACCUACUUCUGUGAAUGCAUUUUUAAGAAUGAGGAGAUCAAGUCCUUUUUCGACAACAGUUGUGUUUUCUUUGCGCAAGACAUUACCAAGGGGGAUAUAAGAGAGCUGAGUAACGUGUUGAACGUUUUUAUGCUACCCCAGAUAAGCAUUAUCCAGACGAGUCAUGUUAAGCAGUAUGAGGAGCUGUCCAUCAUUUAUGGGACCCCGUCAGUUACCCAUAUUUUAAAAUCCGUAACGCACUGCAUUGAGCAAAUGAACGCAAAGAAGGCAAACCAGGAUAAAGUAAAAAAUAAAACAUACACCGAUAGACUUAUUCGAGAGGAACAAGACAGGGAAUACCUCGAGGCUUUGAAGAAAGAUCAACAGAAGGUCCAGGAAAGGAAGAAAAAGGAAGAGGAGAAAAUGAAAAAAAUUCAACUAAAAAAAAAUAUAAAAAACAAGCGAAUGGAGAUGGCCAAUAAAUUUCCCUUACCGAUUAGGGACAAUGAGAGGGUAACAAGAAUAUGCAUUCGGUUACCGAACGGGGUGAAAAUACAAGACAAGUUCAGCUUGAACCAUACACUAGAGGAUGUUUACGAGUGGGCAGAGUGUUCUGAAUUCUUGGGACAGAACUCCGGAAGUGCAAAGGGGGAGAUCAAUAUUCCCUUCAAAUUUGAGUUGAUAUGCGGCCACACCAAGGCUGUGCUGCAACGUGCGCGUAACGCGCUUGGGGAGUUCGACCUCUACCCGAAUGCAGUGCUGAACAUGAAGUCUCUGGACUCGUCCGAUGAGGAGUAA